This is a messenger RNA of Cornus florida, 1920 nucleotides long. Its product is annotated as disease resistance protein Roq1-like. NCBI's taxonomy places the organism in Eukaryota, Viridiplantae, Streptophyta, Magnoliopsida, Cornales, Cornaceae. Gene Ontology annotation, molecular function: ADP binding. Gene Ontology annotation, biological process: defense response. The record is from RefSeq and is a predicted model, not a curated record. The transcript is spliced from 2 exons. Bases 430 to 1068 code for a protein of 212 amino acids.
ACUAAAGAAAACAAAGUUUCUAAUCUCUAGAAGUAUACGGCUAUAUAUGCCUGCUCCUUUCAUUUGAUCAAACUGCUUAAGCUUUGAAAAUGGUGAUUUACGAUGUGUUCUUGUCUUUCUGCGGUGUUGAUACACGCAAGAAUUUUACGGCCCACCUCUUGGCGCUUUGAAGCGGCAUGGUUUAUACACCUUCAUAGAUGACGCUAAGCUAAAAAGAGGAGGAGAAAUUAGUCCUGGAUUGAUGAAAUCAAUCGAGGAAUCCAGAGUUUCCAUUAUUGUAUUCUCGAAAAGCUAUGCGUCCUCAAGAUGGUGCCUUGACGAGCUUGUCAAGAUCAUGGAUUGCAAGAGGACGCUUCCGACGUUCGCUCACAGAGGGGUAGCUAUGAAGAAGCAUUUGCUAAUCAUAUAAAGCAGUUCGACUUGGAAUCGAUGAAGAAAUGGAGGUCGGCUCUGGCAGAGGCUGCCAAUUUGUCUGGUUACAUCCUGCAAAAUGUGGCCAAUGGGUGUGAGUCGAUGUUUAUUGAGUUUGUUGUUGGAGAAGUUGCAGAUAAAUUAAAUCCUACAUGCUUAAGUGUUGCAGAAUACCCAAUUGGAAUACAUCGUCUGGUUCAACAACUGAGCAAGUUUAUGAGGUUGGAGUCAAAUAGUGAUGUUAGGAUUGUUGCCACAUGGGGGAUUGGCGGAAUAGGUAAGACUACAAUUUCGAAAGCUAUGUAUAAUUGCAUAUAUCGUAAGUUUGAAAGUAGUUGCUUUCUUGCAAACGUUGGGCAAACUUCGAUGCAACACAACGGCCUAGUUGAAUUACAAGAAAAGCUUCUGUGCGAUCUCCUAAUGGAUGGGAAUCAAAGAAUAAGAAGCGAGGAUCAUGGGAUUGAGGUGAUAAAAAAGAGAGCAUGUUCUCGGAGGGUUCUUCUUGUUCUCGAUGAUGUGGAUAACAUCCGUCAAUUGAGUGGAUUGGCCAUAAAUCGUGAUUUGUUAUGUCCUGGAACUAGAAUUAGGGGUGGCAAUUCAUAUUCGUGGGUCGUAUUCGUGUUAUGUCAAUGUAAGAGUAUUAUACUAAAUAGGUAAACCCAAACCCAAUCCAUUUAAUAAUCGUGUCAAGAUCCUCAAUACUAACCCAACCUAUUUAUUAAACAGGUAAACGUGUUAACCCGUUUAAUGACCUGUUUAUCAAACCGAGACAUUUAAUAUUUAAUCAAAUACUAAAUAAUAGAAAAAAAUUGUUAUAAUUUACCCAAAUUUUCAAAAUAAAAAGAAAAAUCAUAAGGCAUAGACAAGGUUUAUGUUGAAAUGACUUAACUAUCUAUAAUAAUUGGGUUUAAAUAGAUAACAUAUUACAUAUGUUAUUAUGGUCAUAUUCACAAUUAUAAUAUGUUGAGUUAAAUGGGUUAUAAAUAGGUUACACGGGUUGAACUCCUCAACCCUAACCCGACACGGUUAAAUAAACGGGUUAAUCGUGUUGACCCUUUUAUGACCCAAACCCGUUUAUGCCAAACUCAAACCCUUUUAACUCGUGUUGUGUUCGUGUCGUGUCGUAAUUUGCCACCCCUCUAGAAUCAUAGUAUCAACUAGAGAUUUGGCUUCAGUAUCUUCGCUUCGAGUAGAUGAGGUGUAUAAUCUUGAGGAGUUGAAUAAGGAGGAAUCUCUUCGACUCUUUACUUGGCAUGCCUUUAGGAGAGACUGUCCUCUAGAAGACUAUGAAAUCAUCUCUUAGGAAGUAGUGAGUUAUGCUAAGGGGCUUCCUUUACUUCUUAAAAUCUUAGGUUCCCUUUUGUUGGACAGACCCAUACCCCAAUGGAUAAGUGAAUUGAAGAAGUUGAAAAAGAUUCCUCCUAAGGAUGUUCAAGGAAAACUAAGAUCGAGCUUUGAUUCACUUGAUGAUGAACAGAAGGGUUUAUUCCUAGAUAUUGCACUGUUUUU